Molecule: messenger RNA, 4812 nt
Organism: Loa loa (African eye worm)
Lineage: Eukaryota; Metazoa; Nematoda; Chromadorea; Rhabditida; Onchocercidae
Product: WNK protein kinase
Exons: 26
Coding region: 1-4812 (1603 amino acids)
Biological process (GO): protein phosphorylation; negative regulation of sodium ion transport; intracellular signal transduction
Cellular component (GO): cytoplasm
Molecular function (GO): ATP binding; protein serine/threonine kinase activity; potassium channel inhibitor activity
Source: RefSeq, a predicted model, not a curated record
AUGGGGGAUAAGGAAGCAUCAGCAGAAUGUCGGAAAACCAGUUCAACGCAACCCGGCUAUCGUAAGCGUGUUAUGCGUCGAGUUAAUGAAGAUUCGCAUACUCAAGAACCAGUAGCCAGUGGCACUUCGAAUUGGCUUUCUGGCGAAGAACGAUCACGAUUGGAAGCUGUACAACGGGAUUGGCGUCUUUCGAGACCCGCCAAACCUUACUCGCCAUGGAGCCGUUAUCGGCAACCGUCAGUAGACAAGUCAUCGAAGCCAUCAGGAGCUGUCGCACGGAACGACGCAACCGCGCAUCAACAAACUUUGUUCGAACGAAAUAGAAUCCCAGCUGUUUCAUCACUUGCAAUACAGCUCGGUCCUCAAGGAAUUGACAAGAAGAUCCACGAAACAGUAAAUGAGGAAGAUGAAAAGGAGAAAAUUGAGGAGAACACUGCAGUAAUUUCAGAAACUCCGUCGCUUUUGCCGUCACAUGAAAAUGAAAAGAAAGAUGAAUUAGCUCGAGCAGAGGAAAAGCAGCGGGAGGUCGUGGAUGAUGACGUCGAUGCGGAGGAGGAGAAGCCUAUCGACAAAUCACCAGAUGGACGGUUUUUGAAAUUUGACGAAGAGCUGGGACGUGGAUCGUUCAAAACUGUUUACCGUGGUUUGGAUACGGAAACAGGAGUUGCGGUUGCAUGGUGUGAACUUCAAGAGAGUAAGCUGAACAAGGCAGAAAGACAACGUUUUCGGGAGGAAGCUGAAAUGCUGAAAGGUUUGCAACAUCCAAAUAUUGUGCGAUUCUACGAUUAUUGGGAAAGACAAGAUCAUGCUGGCAAGAAAAGAUACAUUGUAUUGGUGACAGAGCUGAUGACAUCUGGAACGUUAAAAAUGUAUCUGAAACGAUUCAAACGGAUAAACAUAAAGGUACUGAAGUCAUGGUGUCGGCAAAUUUUGAAGGGACUUUCUUUUCUUCACUCACGUAAUCCACCGGUAAUUCAUAGAGAUCUCAAAUGUGAUAACAUCUUUAUCACAGGCACAACGGGAAGUGUUAAAAUUGGCGACUUGGGAUUGGCAACGCUGAAAAAUAAAUCAUACGCCAAAAGCGUUAUUGGAACACCAGAAUUUAUGGCGCCUGAAAUGUAUGAAGAAAUGUAUGAUGAAAGCGUUGAUGUAUACGCAUUUGGAAUGUGCUUACUGGAAAUGGUUACUGGUGAAUAUCCGUAUAGCGAGUGUCAAUUUCCUGCUCAAAUUUAUCGCAAAGUUACUACAGGUGUGAAGCCAGAAUGCUUCAGCAGAAUACCCCAACAGUAUCCUGAAAUUCGGGAGAUUAUUGAUCGAUGUAUACGGGUUCGUCGUGAAGAAAGGUCAACUGUGAAACAAUUGUUAUCAGAUGAUUUCUUCACGCCAGAAGAGCUGAUCGGUAUACGGGUUGAAAUUAAAAAUCGAGAUGCAGAUCUCAGUGAUGUUAAUUCUGAACAAUAUCGUUUUAAAGAAAAUGAAGGGUUACAAUUUGCUUUUGAUAUUGAAACUGAUAAGGCAGAAGAAGUAGUGCAACAGAUGAUUGAACAGCAGCAUAUUCCUGAAGAAGAUACGCGCAUGAUUACGAAACUUAUCAAGGAUAAGGUUGAAGCAUUCAAACGCGAUCGCGAAUUUCGACAUGCGGAAUUGAAACGUUUGCGGGAAGAGGAACAAAGAAAGCAAGAGGAAGAAGCAAUUCGUAGUGAAAUGCUGCUGAGAGCACGAGAGAAAGAGCGUAUGGAACGCGAAGCUGCUGCGGCUUUUGAGCACCAGCAACAGGUACAACAACAACCGCAACAAUCGCAGCAACAACCGCAACAGUUGCGACAACAGCAACAGUCACAACAACUAUCGCAGCAGCAGCCAGCUAGUGCAUCACCGGAAAACGAUGAUCAUCAUGAUGGAUCCGUGAAACACAAGAAAUCGAAGAAAAAAGUUGUGAUCGAAGUGCUUCGCGUCGUUACGGAUGAGACUAAUCAGCAACCACUGGUUAACUGUCGUCUUGAUACAUCGCAUAAGACAGUUACGUUCCAGUUUGCACCAGAUUCUGACAAGCCAUCCGUGAUUACGAAGAAAUUGCUGGAUCAAGAUUGUUUAACGAGUCCGCAAGUAGGAAUUGUUGUAGAUCAGCUCGAAAAAAUUAUUCAGAUGAUUGUGGCUGAUCCAGUAAAAGCAGUUGGUGUGAAAAUUAUUAGUUUUGUGGAUUCGACAUCAGCAAAUGCGGGUGUCGAAACAACAGUGAGCCAGUCAAACAUUUCGAAUCCCAUCGCUUCGGAUGUUUCUGGUGAAUCAAACACAAUGUUAACAGCUACAUCCUCUGUGCAGAAUUUUCAGGCUGUUCAACCUCUAUCAACGCUGAAAAAUCAGUCGCUUGAUCAAACGGUGACGAAUUCUACUGUCUCACAGUCGAGUUUACCUGGGACCGCACAACUUCCAGCAACUUCAACUCAACAACCUUCAGUUUCAGUUUUGUCACAUGCAGCUGCAUCAAACACGACAACAACUCCCAGUGUUACAAGUCCUGUUCCAGCUCUCGUCCCAACAACCGCAACAACCAAGACAUCACGUUUCUUGGUUACCAAAUCAACUUUGCCUGUUGAUAUUAGUAGUUCAGUUACGCUUCCGUCGCUUAAUUCCAAUUUUCAAGAAAACACAGUGAAGGAUGCUCCGUCGAUCGUAAUUGCCGUUAGUAAUAGUACGUCGGCACCGUCAAUUAAUCCAUCGCAUACUGUGAAUGCACCGACAGCAGUUCUGCAGCAUGUGGCACGUGGUGAAUCACGUACGACUCUCGAAAAGUUGGAAAGUGAGCUUUGUAAAGUAAGCGGCGUAAAUCCACCGAACAAUAUUCCGAAUGUGACAAAUUCAGGAUCGGUUCCUCCGCCUGAUCUUCCUACAGUCUCUGGAGGUUCAUUACCAUGUGCGUCUUUACCGCAUACGCCGUCCGUAUGUAACAAUUUGACGCAUAACUUGACCGAUCUAAAUGAUAAGUUGUUGGCGCUGAGUCAGAAAAUGCAGGGCGAACAAAUGGAAGAAGUUGCUUACCAGAGUAACGAAACCGUUGCACCAGUAACACAAACACCGCAGUCCCCAGCAAUUACACCUAGUUUACCUACUGCUUCGACAGUACCGUUAAUACCUACAACACUAUCAAAUAUCGUGUCUGGAACGAUAACACCUGGCAAAACAAGUGCUACUCCGGAAGCCGGAAUCCUUCACGUUGAUACAUUAAAUGAACUUGCUGAUGCUUUGCAGAAGGUAAUUCAUGUUGAGCCUCGUGAAACUGGUUCUGUGCCACCACUAGGUGUUGAUAUUGCUAGUCAUAUCGCACCAUUUCCUGCUGAACACCAAUCACCAAGUACAACCAAUAUGCUUCAUGCGGCUGUUACAAGUUUGCAAGAUAUCAGUUCUGGAGCGGAUAGGAGAGCUGUGCCUGCCAAUGAUACAACAAAGCAUACAUUGGAAGAUAUGAAAAAUAUAACCAGUGCAGGAGAAGGCGGAGGAAGAGGAAAUGCAAAAUUGGAAGAUGGGAAUCAUCCUGGGGUAGCAUCACCAAAUGUUACAAGCAGCGAUGAGGCAGUGUCAAAUGUUCUCACAGCAGCUACCCAAAUAUGCAGCGGUAUCAAUACGGCGAUAUUGGAUGGUGGUAGUUCGACAACGAAUUCAGCUCCGCUAGCGAAAUUUGAAAAUUUGGAAACAGCGCUAACAACGACAUUAGGUACACAUGGGUGUUGUCCAACGGCACCUCAUAUCGUUAAUUCAACGCAUCCAAAUUACCGUAUCAAUAAUGUUACAAAUGCAGAUACUCAACAAACAGACUUAACGCAGGUUUCUUCGUUGGAUGGAAUCCACAUGUCGCAGCAACCUUGCAUUACGAUGUCCGAGGCAUGCGAAGCAGCGCAAAAAUCGACCAGUGAACUUGCUUCAAUGAUAGUACCGAAAGGAGCGGUAUUUCAUGUUGGUACACCACCACCAGCACAUUUCAGUGAUUCGGCUAGUCAAACGGAAUUGAUCAGCACGCGUGAUCCACUCGACCAUAUGUUUAGUCCAACGACUUCUUACAACUCCGACUAUGAUUUUCAGCUUGAUGAAGAAUAUAACGAUGAGGAUGAUGAAUCCAUUCAGUCACUUAUACAAAGGCACAGACUUGAAAUGGAGCUAUUACGCGAGCGACAGCGUCGUGAAUUGCAGCUAGCACGCCUACGUUUGCAUCAUCAUCAGCUGGGCAAUGGAAAUACAUUGCUGACAACAGUUGGAGGCUGUUUGGCUCGUUCCAUCGAUAGUUCUGGAAGUAGCCCACAUGGUCCAAUUCACAUUCCGUAUCAUCCUAUUACCAGUUCCCAUAUCACUUCUCGAUUGGCCCUUCCUUCAUCAAUAUCGCUUCCUGGUAGUCCACCACAGAAUAGUUUUCUCGGACAACUUGCGCCGUUAAGAGAUACCCUACCGCGACGAGCGUAUGGGACCGGAUCGUUGGCUGAAUCUGCUCGUCACGCAUCAGUUGAUGCAGCGUUAUCGCGAAGACCAAUUCAUCCCUCAGCUCAUUAUCCUUUUCAAAUUAGCACUUAUACAGUUGAUCAGCAUCGUCAUCAUCAUCAUCAUCAUCAUCACCAUCAUCAACAUCACCAUCAGCAGCAACAGCAACAGGGAAACAUCCUGAGCAACAGUUUAGAUCAUGGCUAUUUUCAUGCAGGAAUUUUAUCAAGACAACCAGUACCAACAAUCAUGCAUAGAACAAGUGCUAUCACUGAGGUCGCGCCAUCGCUUAAUUCCAACAUUGAACGCCAGCUGCGCGAAACCUUUAGUACACCUCCGCAAUGA